This is a messenger RNA of Paraglomus occultum, 686 nucleotides long. The record is from the annotation of a GenBank genome assembly. Lineage: Eukaryota; Fungi; Glomeromycota; Glomeromycetes; Paraglomerales; Paraglomeraceae.
AUGGAAUCAUCUGGAGAGAACUUCGAAGUCAACAUGAUGGCUAUGUACCGCAACAAACCAUGCCUGAACCAGAACCAAACAACAUCAACAAUUGCUGCCAAUAUGCCACAAUCAAUGGUAGACAAGUCCCUUACUUCAUACGAAAUGGAUACCUUCACACAUGGUGGGGAACUAGAUAUCAGCAGCAACAAAUUAGAGAACUCUGGGAACAAGGAAGACUCAAACACAAGCCACAAUGACAACAUACCUGGGAUGGAGAAUAUUAUCCCAAACUGGACUUCGAAGAUGACCAAUUCAGUAUCCCUGACGAAUGUGUCCCUCGAUAUGACGAAGAUUGAUGAAUAUGAGUUGUAUGUGGACGGAUUCGAUGAAGAACGAGAAUUAGAAUUAGUUGCUCCAGUAUAUCAUAAUAGUAUAGAAGGAGGAGUAGUUAAUAUUAAGAAGAAAAAGGGAAGAGAAGAAGAGAGGUGGGAAGAUUACAUAGAAAGGGACGAGAGUUAUAGGAAUGGAGUGAAACGAUUGAAGGGAGUAGAAGAAAGAAUGAAAAGAAGGAUAGCUGAGGAAAUGCGAAAAGAUGUUGAGAUGAUCAAGGGAAAGGUGUUUGACAAAUCAUUAGCAUACUUUUGGGGGAAAGAACUGUGCAAAAAGAAGAAUGUAUCUAUAGUUUCUCGGAAGGCGUUUGGACG